AUGAAGGUCGAAGCUGUCAAGGCUGCCCUUACAAAAGUACUCGAAGGACAAGUCGAAUUUACAGUUGUUGGAGCUAAAGCCGAAUCAAAAGUAUCCGAACAACCAAUGACAGCCGAAGAGACAAGAUGUGGUGCUUGCAACCGCAUUGAAACAUGCGAGGAGAAGGGCGACUACUAUGUUUCCAUCGAAUCAGGCGUCGACCGCGAAUUUGAUAACUUAUAUUCCUUCACAUUUGCUGCAAUUGCAAAUGCUGGCAAGACAAGAUUCGGAUUUGGUACAUCAUCCAAGUUCCCAGUCCCAGAUAAGAUUGCUCGUCAAAUCAUUGCUGGCAAUGUACUUGGAUCGGUUGUUCACAACGACGACGGACUUAUCUCUGCUCUUACAGGUGGUCUCAAGACACGCGCCGAGCUUAUCAGCGAAGCCGUUCUUGCCGCCAUCAUCCCAUUCCAUGUCUUCAAGACUGAAAUGCCAAAGGACGUCCCAGAGGAAUGCGUCAAGUACGCCAACGAUGCCGAUGUUACACAACUCGACAGAAACGCCCUCGCUGAUGAACUCCGCGAGCUCGAUUUCAAGCCAGUUACAAACUUCUUCAAGAAACCAGAAGGCACACUCGAAGUCACCGAAGUUAUCCAUCCAGGCGACAACGCUGAAGACAUCUACGCCAACGGUGUUGAAGCAAUCCGCCACGGAGAAGUCGCCGUCAUCAUUAUGUGCGGUGGCCAAGGUUCCCGCCUCGGCUCUCCAAUUCCAAAGGGCAUGGUUCAGCUUGACAUCCCAUCCAAGUCAUCUCUCUUGGAAAUCCAGCUUCGCCGUGUCAAGAAAUUGAACAGUUUAUUCGCUCGCUACAACCAAUCAUCGAAAGGCAUCCCCGUCUACAUUCUUACAUCCGAGGAGACACACUCCGCCCUCGCCGCCUAUCUCAUGGCCAACAGAAACUUCGGAGUCCCAUAUGUCAGACUCUUCCAGCAGCAGUUGUUGCCUGCCAGACAUCCAGACGGACGUGUUGCCAUGCGUAACAAGCACAAAGUACUCGCUGCUCCAAACGGAAACGGCUCAAUUUACGAAGCGAUGGAGACAUCCGGAGUUCUUGCAGAUAUGGAACGCUUAGGUGUCAAGUACAUCGAAUGCCAUCCAAUUGAUAACGUUCUUGCUCGUCCAGCCGAUCCAUUCUUCAUCGGACAGAUGAUGUACGAAGAAUCCGACUGCGCAAUGAAAGUUCUCAAGAAGGUAUCCCCAUCAGAGAGAAUCGGAACAGUCGCAAAGAUAAACGGAAAAGAUAUCAUCAUCGAAUACUCCGAAAUUCCACUUGAAGAGUCUGCAAAGCACAUGUACGGCAGUAUCGCUAUCCACGGAUUUACACUCGACCUUCUCAAGAAGGCUGCAAAGGCAGAUCUUCCAUUCCAUAUCGCAAAGAAGAUGGAAAACACAGUUGGAGGCAAGGAAGAAGUCCACAAGUUCGAGAGAUUCAUUUUCGAUGUCCUUGAUAUCGCUCAGCACCCAAUCUUCGUCGAAGUCAAGAGAGAGGAAGAAUUCGCUCCAGUCAAGAACGCUCCAGGUUCACCAACAGACUCCCCAGAAACAGCAAAGGCUUUGUUACUCGCUGAACACAGAAGAUGGGCUGAAGCCGCUGGAAUCAAGUUCGAAGGCGAAGGCGAAUUCGAAAUCAGACCAGAGACAUCUUACGCUGGAGAAGGAAUCUUGGAGAGCUACCCAGACAUGACAUUCAAGCUCCCAUUCAUUCUCUAA
This is a messenger RNA of Trichomonas vaginalis G3, 1746 nucleotides long. Its product is annotated as UDP-N-acetylglucosamine diphosphorylase protein. Gene Ontology annotation, molecular function: UDP-N-acetylglucosamine diphosphorylase activity. The coding region runs from base 1 to 1746 and encodes 581 amino acids. The record is from RefSeq and is a predicted model, not a curated record. NCBI's taxonomy places the organism in Eukaryota, Parabasalia, Trichomonadida, Trichomonadidae. The transcript has a single exon. Gene Ontology annotation, biological process: UDP-N-acetylglucosamine biosynthetic process.